AUGACCCGAUAUCAGACAUUACAAUAUAAUCAAACAAUGCGUCGAAUUCCAAUUCGGAUUUUCGAUGAUGUUGAAUGUAUUCUACUGGACGACAUCCAUAAAGCAAUAUCCACUCGUAUUACCGCUUUAAUAAGAUCCAAUAAUGAUGCAAUAACAUGUGAAAGAGAUUCGAAAGGAAAAGAAUUAGAUCCACUAAGAUUCAAAGCAUAUCCAGAUGAAUUACUUGAUUGUUAUAUAUCUGAUACUGACAUGACGACAAAUUGUAAGACACACGAGAAACUUGAUCUCAUAAUUGACAAUCAAGGUAAAAUAUUAUCACGAUUAGAUGUUAUACUUCGUCAAGCGUACCAAUUAGCUGAAUUUACCGUACCAAGAUUCUUCAUUAUAAUGAUAGAGAAAAAGUCACGAUUGAACCCAGAUAACCUUCUACACAGUACAUAUCGUUUAUUCUUCCUUUGUGAAUGUAACAAAGAUGAAAUGCAUUUAGCUUAUCAUGAAGGCUACAUAAUCAAUCAGCCAAGAGAAUUUUUCAUCAAGUAUGGUCCUUAUGUCAAAAACAUGAUUUAUGCUUUUAAAGCAUUUGGUACUGUCGCGGGUUUUAUUCUUCCGAAUUUCGCAUUCGCUCAACAAGUACCUAUACCGAACAUACUCAAAGAUGGAAAGUUUUGGAAUGAUUUCGCCGAUAAAAUGAAUACAGUCGACAAUGUUGUGAAUAAUGUCAUGGCUAAACCAACUGAUAUAACUAUGAAUCCAGCUUGUUCUCAAACAUAUGAAGGUGCUGAUUUAAGACAAUUAGAAAAAUUCUUGAAGAAAACAGAUGAUUGUCGAACAUUGGGUAAUUUGUAUCGAACAACUACUGAUGAAGGACAUGUAAGAUGGGUGUGUAUAAAACAUUUUAACGAAACCUACAGUAAAACACGCAUGGAGGAGUUUAUAAGAUUGUUUGAAGCUAUGGGAGGUGAAUUUCACCGACAACAGGAUCAAGCAAUCUUAAAAAAAGCAGUAAAUAUAAAAAAGUUCUGUGAAUUACUGAGCAAAGGCUUCAACAUGUAUAAAUUAUCCUUUAUUUCGUACGAGAUGCGUGAAAAAGACUUUGUUACUUUGCUGGAAGCGAUCAACCGUUCAUUCAUUAAAGAGUUGGAAUUGAGCAACAUCAAAA
This is a messenger RNA of Didymodactylos carnosus, 1159 nucleotides long. NCBI's taxonomy places the organism in Eukaryota, Metazoa, Rotifera, Eurotatoria, Philodinida, Philodinidae. The record is from the annotation of a GenBank genome assembly.